This is a messenger RNA of Penicillium verhagenii, 279 nucleotides long. RefSeq lists its product as uncharacterized. Lineage: Eukaryota; Fungi; Ascomycota; Eurotiomycetes; Eurotiales; Aspergillaceae. The transcript has 2 exons. The record is from RefSeq and is a predicted model, not a curated record. Bases 1 to 279 code for a protein of 92 amino acids.
AUGGCAAAGUUGUUCUCGUAUUUCAUAAGCACGGCCGGCUGGCCCAAUGGCAAGGCGCUUGACUACGAAUCAAGAGAUUGCAGGUUCGAUCCCUGCGUCGGUCAAUUCUUUUUGUCGUUUUUACUUUCUUUUGAACGUCGUUCGAUCUUUCGAGAUGUUUUCUGCCAUCGGACAGAUGAAGAUAUGGUUGCGAAGCCGUCAGCUCCCGACAGUCACCAGGCGACUUUGUCCCUUAGCUUGACUCCGUUAGGUGCCUUGUCGUCACCGUCACCGUCGUAG